Molecule: messenger RNA, 10767 nt
Organism: Topomyia yanbarensis
Lineage: Eukaryota; Metazoa; Arthropoda; Insecta; Diptera; Culicidae
Gene: Wdr62
Exons: 16
Coding region: 1945-8934 (2329 amino acids)
Biological process (GO): regulation of mitotic cell cycle; mitotic spindle organization
Cellular component (GO): mitotic spindle
Molecular function (GO): protein binding
Source: RefSeq, a predicted model, not a curated record
UCAAACGUUUACGUUGUGUGCGGAAUUCGGUGGUGGAUUGUGUCACCAAGAAAAACUUGCUGGAAAACAAAUCUUUUUGAUAGAGGAAAAACAUUCGGUUGUUAGUCUAGACUGUUCCUAAAAUUUGCCGUUUUCUGUGGUUGUUUUCGAUAGAUUAACCAUUAGUUAAGCGCGUGUAAUGGAAUGUGUUAAAUGAAGGCUGGUCUAUGGAUUGCAGUAGAGGUUCUAGUGUUUGACACCUUACGAUAGAAUAAUAAUUAUUUAGGUAGGAGUUUAUGGAAAAAUGUGUUAUGCUUUGUUCUGGUUUCAGUGAAUGAAAUCGUAGAGGAAAAAUCAAUCACCUUGAAGGUGUGGAGAAAUUAGUCAACUUGGAGUGAUCGGUUGCUGCUGCUUCGGUGCGGGAAUCCCUAUAAUAUUGUGGGCGACCGGAAAGAUAAUGAAGUGUCUAUGACGGUGAUGUGUAAAAGUAUCGAGAAAAAAAGUUCUCGAGUUUUUCACGAAAAAGGAGCUAAAGUUUCGACUGUGCAAAUGAGUUACUGCUUGCAAGUGUGAAAUAUGUUGUGUACCUUCUAAUUUGUACGAGUGACAAAAAUAGAGGUUCUGUGCAUGUGAGCCCCAGGUGUACGGGCAAAGGUAUGAAAGGAAAUCGAAAGUGGUAGUUUGAACUUGAUAACGAAAAAUACAUAGGUGACGUUAUCAAGCAGUGCGAACACGAAGCAAAUCGUAGCCCAUAAAGUUCAACGCUCUGAGUGGCAGAAACUCCGUCCAAUCCGUAAAAAAAUUAGUUCAACAUUAGACAGGAGCCUAAUUGCAAAUGGACGCGUGUGGCUCACCUGGAUUCAACCUGUAGUGGUAAGCGGGGAAAAUUCAGAUAGGUUAAGCUGAAUCGCUGUACGACUACGGGAGAAGCACAACGCCAAAGAAGAAACCCGUUCUUGGAAGCCACACAUACAACCUCGAGUGGACUGGGAGGCUUUUCCUGCAUCGGCUGGCAAUGUUCAUCGGUCGGCAGAACAGAAACUGCUGCAAAGAAUAGCUGACAACUAAACCUGAUCGUUGAGCCAGUGUCAUUCGUACCGCGAGAUCAUCGUCAACACGUUUCGCAGCAAGCAACCAAGCAAAUAAGCAGGCCAAUCAUCAGUGAUUCUUCCCAGGCAGGCAGACAACCAACGGCGGAAUUCAAAACAACUUUGUUGCGUUAGACCGUGCGGCGCGCGGGUGGAAAAAACAGCUAAUUUUCGUUGGUUUCCGUUGAAACUACGAAACCGGGAGGGGAGUGUACCCCCUCCUCAUCGCUACGUAAUGCAAAUGGGUGAAAUUUGCCCCAUUUGGGAAAGGUGACAGUGCGCCUCAUUCGAAACGUUGCCGAUGCGCAGCACUCUUGCAAUGCCGGCAGUGGCAGUUGGUUGGCGCUGGUGAAAAUGUAAACAGAACUACUCGUGGUGAAUAAGUUAAAUUUCGUUUUUUUUGUAUUGGCGGCACGCGACGAACCAUAAAAUCAUAAGAGAAAAAGAAUGCAUAAAUUAAUCGUAAUGGUUCAGUGAUACCAGCUUGAAAUUCUAAUCUUUCGCGACCGAAAAGGAAUAGCUGUUUUUGUCCUCUAUUUUUCUUUUUGCCGACGGAAACCGACACGCGAUAAAAACGCCGGGAAUUAAAUUAGCGGAAAAAUAUUAAUCUACAUUUGAGCUUGCCGUUGAACGUGUGGUGGACGAGAGAGUGUUGAUGUGCUGACCGUUUUGUGUGCGAGCCGCGCGAAUCGUAACAGCAAAGAAGAGCGCGCGCACGCCGGUGUGGUGAAUUUAAGCUUUCGAACAUCGAAACAACCAUAGAGACCCGUUUGAUCGAAUGAAGUGAGUGCCAAACGAAGACGGCGGUGCACAAGUCAGCCGAAGUCAGCGCAGAGUGGUGAAUUCGUUACGAGUCGAGAGUGUCUAGUCGACAACGAUGAAUCCAUACGCUGAACAUAACGUCAUCCGAGCGCCAUCUCUGAAGCGAGGAAAGAACGACGAAGGACUUAACAAUCGGAUCAAGCUGAAGAAGAUCCUUGGGCUGACAGUAUGCAGCAACGCGGGAUUGGACGUUUCUUCGACAACAGGUGUCUUGGCGUAUCCAGCAGGAUGCACCGUGGUCCUGUUCAACUCGAAAAAACUCACCCAAUCGUUCCUGCUGAAUACCGCCAGGAAAGCAAUCACCGCGGUCGCAUAUUCGCAAUGCGGUCGAUAUCUGGCCACCGGUGAGUGCGGACACAAUCCCUCAAUCAAGGUGUGGGAACUAGAUGCCAGCGGAAGCGGCAGCUACGAAAAUGGAGCAGCCGGAAGCAUUGUGGCGGAAUUUUCCGGCCACAAGUACGCGGUUAGCUGCGUGGCAUUUUCACCCACCGGAAAAUAUCUGGUGUCGGUGGGCUCACAGCACGACAACGUAGUGAACGUGUUCGAUUGGAAGGCCAAUCUGAAGAUAGCCUCGAACAAAGUUAGUGCAAAGGUGGUUGCUGUGAGCUUCAGCGAGGAUGCCAAUUAUUUUGUGACAGUGGGGAACAGGCACGUAAAGUACUGGUAUCUGGAGGGUAGCAGAAAGUACAAGGAACCGAUCCCGCUGAUGGGACGGAGUGCUAUUUUGGGCGAGUUGCGGAAUAAUGACUUCUGCGCGGUGGCCUGUGGAAAGGGAGAAAUGGCGGACAGCACGUACGCGAUUACUCGUAAUGGACAUCUGGUGGAGUUCAAUGCACGACGACUGCUGGACAAGUGGGUUAUGUGUAGGACAAAUGCGGCCAACUGUAUGGUCACCAGUACAAAGUAUAUCUUAGUGGGAUGCGCGGAAGCCAUCAUUAGAGUAUUCAACGCGGAAACCUUGGAGUACAUAACGACCCUCCCACGGACACACUUUCUGGGCGUGGACGUAGCGCAGGGCAUUCACAUCAAUCAUUUGAUGAGUACGCCGCAAAAUGCCAAGUAUCCGGACACGAUCGCAAUCGUGUACGAUGAAAACCGCUCGAAGGUGACGUGUGUGUACAACGAUCACAGCCUGUACAUCUGGGAUCUGCGCGAUAUUCGGCGGGUGGGCAAGAGCCACUCGUUUCUGUAUCAUUCGGCGUGUAUCUGGGGUGUGGAAACGGUGCCAUUUAACUAUCUGAAAAACAACGUUUCGGAUAUGUUGCCAUCGGAUAGUUUCCUGACGUGUUCCUCGGACGACACGAUCCGGGUUUGGGACAUCGAUAACUGCGAGAGUAAUGAUCUGUACCGGAAAAACAUCUACAGUAAGGAAUUGAUGAAGGUGAUCUACAUCGACGAGGAAUUGAACUUUAUCAAGGAUAUGGACAAUCCGAUCCACAAUACGGAGAAAAAUUCCAGUUACGACGGACGGAACGGGGUAAGGUGUAUCAAAAUAAAUCCGGCAAAUAGUCAGCUGGCCACGGGAGAUAGGAGCGGUAAUAUUCGGAUCUAUAAUCUCAGUAAUCUUAAGUUAAUUACGACGAUCGAAGCGCAUGAUUCGGAGGUGUUGUGCCUCGAAUACACAAACGAAAAAAUCGAACGAAAACUUCUGGCCAGCGCCAGUAGGGACAGGUUGAUUCACAUAUUCGAUUGUGAAGCGGGUUAUAGGAUCUUGCAAACGCUGGACGAUCACUCGAGCAGUAUUACUUCAGUGCGGUUUAUCGGUACGGGCAAGCAGUUCCAGAUGGUGUCCUGUGGUGCCGACAAAUCCAUCAUUUUUCGCAACUUCCAAAACAAUGUCUUUCUAAGGGGAAACAACUGUGCCGGUAAAAAUACGCUUUACGAUAUGGAGGUAGAUAGUAACUAUAAACACAUCCUGACUGCCUGUCAGGAUCGAAACAUUCGUGUUUACAGCACGCAAAAUGCUAAGCAUACCAAGACCUUCAAGGGGUCCCAUUCUGACGAGGGAAGCUUAAUCAAAGUAAGUCUCGAUAUGAGCGGAAUCUACAUCGCGACCUCCUGCACGGACAAAACGCUCAGUGUCUAUGAUUACUAUUCCAACGAGUGCAUGGCUCGAAUGUACGGCCACAGUGAGCUGGUAACUGGUUUGAAGUUUACCAACGACUGCAAGCAUCUGAUUUCUGCAAGUGGGGAUGGAUGUAUAUUUGUUUGGCAAGUCCCGCACGAUAUGAUUGUGACGAUGCAAGCUCGACUUUCACAGCAAGCCCUUCGAUCUGGCCAUCAACCUAUUCCUCGUCCCCUUUCCAACGCCUUCACCGAUGCCAUCAUGGAGCACCAUCAGCCAAACAACGAUCAGUAUGGAUCACCACCAAACAAUUUGUUCAUUGAGGAUGCUCCAGUUACUCCCGGCUACCGAUUCUCCGAUGUCGGCCAGUUACCUCAGUGGGCCAAACGGAAGCCUACCGAAGAUCAACCAAACUCCCCGGUCCUAGGAAGCAGUCCUAGCCAAAUUCAAAACUUUGGUGGUCCACCGAAACCUCGGGGACGAUGGGGACAGAAGGGACAGUUCGAUGAAGCUUUGGAUUUGCGGAACAUUGUCGAGAGUCCUAUGAACACAACGUACAACAAUGAGAAGCCAGGUUUGCAUCACACAAAUAAUAAUAACACACCAACUUCUGGUUACAACAGUGGUAGUUCUAAGGAUGUCUACAGCAAUGCCUAUCUCAGCGAGGAUAGUUCGAUAGAUAGUGGUCGAGAAAAUCGACGAGAUAUCACAUUCCUGCAUAAGAAAAUUUCCGAAACGAAAGCACUACAUUCACUUAAUUCGGAAUCGAACACGGAGCACGAUGGUGAUGUGGAAGACAUUUCAGAUGGUGAACGGACCAGUUCCGAGCAUGGCAUGGUAUACUACCCGACGGCAGCGCCUUCUACGCCCACAGAUUUCAAAAUCAACGAGAUCGAUGUUAACGAGCUUAGGAAAUCGAUACGACGACAGAAGCUGGAAAAACAAGGACUAAGUAUAGCGGCGCAGCUGCAAUUACAAAGUGCAGCUUCGACUGGAACCGGUACCGGUACAUCGGAUGACGAAGACGAAGGAUCAACGCCUAGUGGUGACAACGCGGAUCGUUCGCUGGCAUCCACAUUGGGUGGCAGUUCCGAAAGUAUACCUCAACAAACAUCGUCCACCUUCCUUCAGGCAGCACUGGAUGGUCCCGCCAGUCUUUCGGAUAAGGAACGAGUUCAAAGCCGCAAAAGCAUCAGCGCGAUGCAUAAUAACGACGCCAAAAUUACCACCAGUAUCUCCAAAUCGUACGCCAAUAACAAAAAGGAGGAACUGAUGAAGGUCAUUAAUGAGGCCAAAGCAAAGCUGGAAAACAGGAUUAGAAUUCAUAGUGUGCGUGACGUAAAAUACUCAUUAAAUCUAGUUAUUUCUAAGGUUGGUUACCGAUCCGGUCUCCGCGCUAGUCAAAGUAUUUCCGAUCUAAGUCAUCCGAUGGGUGGAGGUAUUGGUGGAGUAGGACGACAGCAACGAAUAGGUGACGCACCCUAUACGUAUCGUAACUAUCCUCAACAUUCUGUGAUUCCGAAUGCCCACAACUACCUGAACUGUGCUGCCUCUCGGUCCCGUCUUAUCCAGAAUUGUGCCAUGAUCAAUCAGUUCCAACAAGAACUACCACCCUAUCCGAAAAAUCUAGGAAUCUAUGCCAAACUCGACGAAGACGAGAGUGACGAUGAGAUGGUGAUCCGUCCUGAUAAGCUUGAACUUCCUGAGCUACCCCCGGUACCAGCAGAUAAACUCCGCAAGCAUCCUGGUAUCCUGAAAAACUACAAAUCGUGUCCAGUGUCCCCUGUGCACGAAGAACAGGAAUGGAGUAUUCUGUCGAACCAAGAUAGUGACGCGGGUCCUUCAGACCGCCAAACUCGACACUCGAUGUACUACGAAGAUGCCAAAACCAUCCUGGACAUGAUUCACUCCGAUACGGAGAAGAUGAUUCAGGAAAUCACUAGCAAAUACGGUGAUUUGGACGAUCUGGAACCGAAAAAAUCAUCUCAGGAAACGAAACCGGCAAUAUCAACGGAUCGCGAUCAGGAUCGGUUGGAAGUAGUUAACAAACCUCUCAAGGAAGCCAACAGUACCGCUCGAAAGGAACGGAACGAACACGGGUUCCUCUCCGAGGACGAUCCUAACUUUAGCUCCGAUUCGUUAGAAGACUGUAGCUUAGACUUAGACGUAGACAAGACUGAACAAGGUAGAAGUAAACGUAACACCUGUGCCAAACAUCAGAAACCGAUCGUUCCCCUACCCAAGCGAUCCGUUUCGGAUUACUUAAUUUACGAUAGCUUCCUACCGGUUCCUUACCGAAACGUUUCUCUCUCGGAUAUAUUGGACGAAGACAAACGGUGUCCUGAUAAUCGGUUUCUGGAGUCACAAAGACAUUCCAGCGCAAGUUUCUUCCUUGGGCAGCAAUAUCCGGAUCGGAAGAGUCAGGAAAGUAUUCUCUCCGAUGACUACGGAAGUGGUGGCGUUAGCUAUUGCAACAGCAUGGAGAGUAUCUUAUCGGAUGAUUCCGAAUGCAAAAGUGCGCCGCUGGAGGUACUGUUCGAGCGAAUCAAGCGCGAUCGUAGUUAUUGCGUCAACAGCGAGUAUAAGAACGAACCCGGUGGUACCUCUAAGUCUUACGGAUCCAGUCCGAACGCCUGCAGUGGUUUUGAUUAUUACAUGCAAGGGAACUAUUUCAAUCGAGAUAUUCCUGAUGGUUACAGCUGUGAUAAUUUAGAACCAAAUCCUAGAAUCUCCGAGUCCCGAUCGCCCCAGCACAAACGGCUUGGUGUCCCGGGAAUGCCAACCUCAGUCAGUUAUCCACGAUUCAUAUCAAGCUCCGCAAUGGCUGCUGCCGAGGAGAUUAUCGAAGAAGAUUUCAUUCCGUCUUUAACCGCUAAAGCUGCUCAGUACGGAGGUGGUACGGUGAAGAGCCUGAGCAAAGAUUUCGCUAACCAACGAAAACAAAUGAAUUCCAACCCGAUGUACAACUGUGAGGGGAACGAAUUGUUUGUCCGCAAAACGGUCAACGCCACUAAUCACAUCACACGGUCGGACAUUUUCGGGAACGAGUCUUCGGUGUACGUUAUGAAAAAGUCGUGUAGUUUUGAAAUCGAGAUGGGCGGUCGAAGAAUCGCUCGUAAUUCGAAAAAGUUCGAGCAGAACUUGCAACGGUUCGAACAGGAACGGCAGCUAUCGGAUCGUUAUCGAUUCGGUGGGAAUCUUGAGAUGGAUUAUGUUCCGCACAAACCACCGGUCGCUCAUCGACGGUCGGCUAGUAUGAAAGGUCGUGGCCGGAUGAGGUCAAAGGAAAAGUUUAACACUAUUAUCGGACAGAUGUCGUCCUCUGUGCAGGAAGAUAACAAGCUACGUGACUUCGUCAACAAAGACUACAUGUCGAAGGAGUUGAACGUUGUCGGUUGUUCGAAGCGAGGAACUCAGGAAGCGGGGGACGAGAAGUCUUUUGAGAUUUACGUAGCCGAGAAAGGUGUCUGCGAGGACGAUAAUAUGGAUAGUUUGGAGUUGUUGGCGAAGCCGGAUUUACGCAAGGUAAACUCGGUGGAUUCUUUGGAUGAUGGGCGUGAGAUGCAGGAAUGUAAGGAGUCUCCAGUGAAGGGUAGAAUGGAUUUGGAUAAGUUGAUCAAUUUUAGCUUGGUGUCGUCGGUGGAAUACAGUAAAUUUUUGGACAUUGAAAAAAAGAUUGAGAUUAUUAACAAAUUAGUGGAAAUGGAAGAACGGAAGCUGGAACAAGAGCGAAUGGCGAAGGAAAAUCGGAUGAAGCCGUUCGAGUGUGAUUCGCGGCAGAAGGGAUACGUCAAGAGCCUGACGGAAAAUUUUGACAAAUUGGCAAAGGAUGCACAGGAACAGUUGGAAAACGAGAAGAGCUGGCAUAUGGCUCAUACGGCUAAGAUGAAGCGGAACUUCAGUCUGCCGGAUGUGUUGGAAGGGGCAAAGUUUCAGCCGAUGAAUUUUCACGAUUCGGAAGAUUUGUUUAAGCAGAAGGACGAAGACGAACUGUCGGAAAAGGACGAACACUCGCUAGGAUACGUCGAGGGUGAAGGCGGUAAUCCCCGAAGCUUAAUCUCUGCGCAAGAUAGUGAUGAGUCAUCGAUUAGACGUGCUUGCUCGCUUAGCGAUUUGAGUAUGGGAAAAGCUACUAACUAUAAACCAGUACCCAGCAGCCGUAACAUCGUUCAGCAACGGAAUGUGCCCAAACGAAGUACCUCUUCGGUUGGGAAAGGUGGAGCAUCCCUAUCCUCUGGAAUGGGGGUCCGAAGCGUUUCUGUUGGCAUGUUAAAUCAAGCUAGCGACUCUGAACCGGAACCAUCAGCAGCAACCCGGGGAGGACUUAUGAAACCAACCAUUAGCUCACAAAACAAAGUCAACGGCACUAGUAACAACGGGAAGUACGUCAAUCCGCGCAGUGCUGCUGGGAUCAUCAAUCGACGGAAAGGUUUACAGAAUGCUUAUAGUAGUGUAAACAUAGCAUCUGCGACACAGGACGAAUCCAGCUCGGAGGAAUCGCCAACCAGUACGGUUAGUAUAAUACCGGUGAAGCCUGCUGUACCACCCCGCCCACGAAGCAUUGCACUGGAGCACAAACGAAUAGCGAACGUGAAUGCAAGCCUGAAUGCGAAGAAAGCUCCCAGCACUAAUAUGGAGAUGGAGAGUAUGAUCAAGGAUGGCGAUUUGGAUAACGCUGACUUGACCAAUCAACUCUGCUCCAAUAUUAUCAAUCAGUUGGUACAAACGACGACUUCGGUGAUACAGCUGCACCAGCGGCUGAAAUCCAACGAUGAAUCUGGCGGUGGAAGUGGCAGAAACAAUUCACUCAUGAUCAAGGAACUAGAGAAUGCGGUCAUUAUGACGCAGAACAUGUUGACGAAGGUGACCAAUAGGAACAUCGGAGGCGACGGUAUCAACCUGAACAACAGCACCAGCAUGUAUGAAAAAUGCAACGACAUUCUGAACCAGGUACAGAAACACGUGAACAACAGCGGCUGACAUCAACAGCAGCCGUCGAUAACGACGACAACGACAACAACAGCUUUGGGCGACUACUAUUGAUCCCUAAAUAUUGUGUGGCUAUUUUUCUAGUUCUUUAUGUUUGUUUCCGAACAUCUCCAAAUUUGAAUGUAGAACAGUGUUUGAUGCGUGUUUUGUCCGGCGAUGCAUUGUAAUAUUAAUAAUGUGAAUGUGGGCGAGUAUGUUGUUGCAAAAUAUUAAGUAAACUAAUUUUUUGAACCAGCAAAUGGGAUCUUUAUAACAAGGACAGCUUUAAAGCAAAUAUUACUGGAAAGUACGUGUGAACGUGAUUAAUUAGUUGUUGUCAUUCGUGGGUUGGUUGCGAAAGAAACUAAAUAAUAAACUACAAUAAGUCAAUAAUCAUGAAAUGUGCUUAAUCAAAGAAUGGGAAUAGAUGUGACUUCGUCAAGCAGUAGCUGAAAGAAGAAAAAAAACAUGUUUCGUCCAAUUUAGUUAUUAGUUAAUUUUAUACUGCUUUUAAGGUAGGAAUUUGACACAAGUGUUUAAGUUUAUCCACCUCAUUUGAGGAGUGGAAGUUUUUGAUGAAGGAAAACGCCAUAUCUAGAUUUGUUAGUUGAGAAUAUAGUUUCUUCUUUCUGUUGCGCAUCGAUCUUAGAAGCCAAUGGUAGAUAAAUUGUUUUAGUGUUUUUGACUUUUUAAUGAACCUAUUAACUAAGAAAAGUAUUUUUUUAUCGUUAGAUUUACCAACAAUCGAGAUGGUUAAGCUUUAUAUUCAAUCGAUCGUUUCGUUUCCAAAAUCUAGGCAAUUGGCUUCUCACUUUCUAGAUACUUGUUCAAGUUGGCAAGAAUACAGUACCCAAAUAGGAGUUAACCGUUUUUAGAUUGUCAUUUUAGUAGUUAGAAGUACUACUUAAAUACUUUUGCUGUAUAGUAAGUUCUAAUGUUCCAACAGACUCGUUUAACAAGCUCUAGUACUUCGAAUGGUAACACGUUGCAUAACCACUUAAUUAUUAUUAAAUCAUAUUGAUUUAUCCUACUAAUCGUAAGCAAAGUUUUAAGAUAACAAAUCAAAUCUUGUAAUGACUACCAUUUUCUUCCGUACGCCUCCGGAAAAAAAAUUCUGGCGAUGCCAAUAAAAUAUCAUUCAAAUUGAUCGUGGAUGACCGUAGAUUGAUCUUGAAACACAAUUGUCGAAAAAAAAAGUUCUCAAUCGCAAACGCCAAACAAUAGAGAACAAAUCAAGCACACACAAGCACCUCAAACCAACAUUUAAGGUUCAACAACAACAGUCAAUAGAGAGAAAAUUACAGUAGCUCUGAAUCGAAUAUCAGAGAUUUCAUUAGAAGAAACUUUGCUUUCACAUUCAACCUCAGGCUUAUCUUAACAUCAGGAUCCAUUCAUUACACUCAACCAAGCUAAAAAAAAGGCAAAUUAAUCUUACUACACCUGACAAACUACUCUUGUAACUAAUUGAGGAAAACUUACAAAGAAAAUCAUCAAUCUAUUAACAAACAGUUCACUUACCUAGUAGCUUUUUACCACUAAGGCAAAUCUAAUCCAACAAAUCAGAUUGUAAAUUUGGGGAAUGGAAAACUGACAACAAAUUUUAACGCUUAUGAUUCCGUUCCACACAAGCAGAUGGUAGGGAUUUGAGUCAACAGUUAGACCUACACAGGCACGAGACAGUAGUAUGAUAACAAUGGUCGGAUUUGAAGAGAUGGUAAUAAUCAAUAGCGAGUAAAACUGCUGAGACAGAUUCAUUCAUUCGCUAAGGAUAUCCGCGUUAGGAACUGACAGAACUAAUUGAGGAAAAAAAGAAAAUAUAUUUAAAAAGUCAUAUUUUAAAAACAA